This is a messenger RNA of Stylonychia lemnae, 948 nucleotides long. Lineage: Eukaryota; Ciliophora; Spirotrichea; Sporadotrichida; Oxytrichidae. The record is from the annotation of a GenBank genome assembly.
AUGAUAUAUCUUAACUCGAAUGAAGACUAAACUCAAAUUGUGGACUAACAAAAUGAUUACGAAGAUGAGAACUAUCUAGAAGAAGCGUGCGAAAAGAACAACUAGUAAUAUAAUGACUUCGAUAGUCAUAUUAGUUUCAGUGGUGAGAGUCUUUCAAUUCAAGUCAGGCUAGAUUAGCCUAUACAUGCCUAAGAUCCUAACCAGUAGCAAAAGUUAGAUAAAACCGAUUGCCAAAGUCUCGAAAAAAAUGAUAUAACACGUGGAAUUAAUAUCAACCCAUUUAAUUAUUUUUUUAGUGAUUUAAACAAUUGCAAAAAUUAGUAACUUGGAAAUAAUUGUCAGAUUUAAUUAGAACCGGCCCCGGAAUUUUCAGACCAGAAUCAUUUAAUUGAAGAAGAUGACUAUGAUUUUCUAGAAAAAAGUGAUACCUCCUAAUUAUAAAUUUCUAGAAAAGAUUCCCUAAAAUAAUCGCGUAAAAAGGGCAGACCCUAUAAAGGCAAAUGCGCAAAUCGCGAGGGAAGAGAAGACAUGGUCGUGGAAAAAAGAGCGAUUUUCAGAGCUCUCAAGAACAUAAUCUAGAAAGAUUAUAAGGAAUUUCUUAGCAUUUUAGAACAACAAAUUUAGUAACUAGAAAAUGAGUAGUUUAAGGAAUAAGUUCUAGAAACAAUAGAAUCCUUUAAGCACUGUAUGAGCUACGAUCACAUUAAAAACACUAAAUCCAAGAGAUUUAUAAAAUAAAACUACUCUAAAAUACUUGGAAAUGUCUGCUACAGAUAUAGCAGGCUGUCGAAAGAAAAAUUCUUUAAUAAUACAAGCUGUAGCUACAUCUUCAAGAUGGCAAUAUCUCACUUGAGGUAAUAUAUAGACGAGACCUUCAAGAAAAAUAUUAGCGUACAUUAGGAGUUGCUUUAAUAAUUCGCAGACGUUGUAGAAAAAUCAACUUUCUGA